GGGAGACUACUCUAAAUUAGAAUAUUUUUGGAGGAAAACUUGAACGUUAUAGUUUUGUUUAUUGUUGAAAUUGUUGCUAACAAGCUGUAUGUUUUGAAAACCUGAUGAACAACUAAAAGGAUGAAUUUUUCCGAACUAUUUCGGCAGUCGAACCAAAUAUGCAAGUUUUCCCCAGAUGGGAAGUACUUGGCGUCAGUUGUAGAGUUCAGAUUGGUCGUCCGAGAUGUUGACACAUUCCAGAUUCAGAACCUGUUUAGCUGUAUGGACACCAUACAGCAUAUCGAGUGGUCGGCCGACUCCCAGUUCAUCCUGUGUGGAUUGUACAAGCGCGGCCUGGUGCAGGUCUGGUCGCUGGAACAGCCGGAGUGGAAGUGCAAGAUUGACGAGGGAUCAGCAGGAUUGUGUGGUGUCAGAUGGAGCCCAGACAGCCGACACGUUCUAACAACUGCAGAUUUCCACCUGCGGAUCACAGUCUGGUCCCUUGUUACCAAAUCUGUAUCCUACAUCCGAUACCCAAAACAAUGCCAGAAUAACAUUGACUUCUCGGCAGAUGGCAAGUAUAUGGCUUUGGCUGAAAGGAGGGACUGUCAAGACUUCAUCAGCAUUUUUGCCAGCAGUUCCUGGGAACUUCUCAAACACUUUGAGAGCAGCACCGAAGACCUGGCUGGUUUGAGAUGGUCCCCAGACAGCUCAGUUCUAUGCGUUUGGGACAACCCCUUGAAUUACCUGGUCAUGUUGUAUUCUCUCGAUGGUCGAUGCCUUUCAAAGUUCAGUGCGUACGACUAUGCCCUGGGAAUCAAAACCUUGACAUGGUCCCCCACAAGUCAGUUUUUGGCGCUAGGAAGUUACGAUGAAAAAUUGAGACUUCUGAAUCAUGUCACAUGGAAAACAAUCACCUCUUUUUCCCAUCCAGAAACUGUUGAUGAAAACUCUGGAGUAGUUUACAAGGAAGUUGAGACCAGAACUCCAAAGCCAGUAAAAAGUAAUCUUACAGAUAUUCCAACAGCUGCCCUUUUCUCUCCCCAGAGCAAAUAUGAGGUUCAGUCUGGCCCUGUGAAAAUCCCAAUUGUGAAACCAGAUACAAAUAAGGCGAACCCUAAGAGGGGCAUCGGCCUGGCAGCGUUUAGUUCAGAUUGCAAGUACAUGUUCUCAAGAAAUGACAAUAUGCCUCACACUCUAUGGAUCUGGGAUAUUCAGAAGCUUUCCGCAUGCGCUAUCAUAAUCCAAAAUGCUCCAAUCAAGCAUGUGGAGUGGGACCCCACAAGGACGAGGCUGGCUCUAUGUACAGGUGUGAAUAAACUUUACAUGUGGUCCCCAGCGGGUAGCUUAUGCGUCGAGGUCCCUGUUGAGGGCACCUUUCAGGUACAUUCCCUGAAAUGGCAUCCAGAUGGCGGAUCCUUGCUUUUGCUGGGAAAAGACAUGAUGUGUAUUUGUUACUUGAAUGAUGUGAAUACACAAGAUGGUGAUGAAACUGUUGAAUGAAUGAUAGAAUCUAUGAUAUAUAUAUGUAUAUCCUGUGCUUGAGAUUAGAUAUGAGGAAAAUGAAAUUCUGUUAAAUUACAGUAAUAAAGAAAGGAAUAGGUGAAAUUAUUGUAAUGAGAAAUGUACAUUCAUAGUGAUUGGGAAUCAGAUAUGUGAAAUUAAAGCAAUGAGGUAAAGGUUAUUUGUAAUUAGAGUGAUGAAGAAAAUGACAGGUGAAAUUAGAGUAAUGAGGAAAAUGUUACUUGUAAUUAGAGUGAUAAAGAAAAUGUUACGUGAAAUUAUAGCAAAUAGGAAAAGGUUAUGAGGAAUUUUAGUAAUGAGGAAAAUGAUGUGAAAUUAGAGUAAUGAGCAAAACAUUAUGUGAUAUGAGAGUAAUGAGGAUAUAGUUUUGUGAAAUUAUAGCAAUUCGAAAAAAGGUUAUGAGGAAUUUGAAUAAUGAGGAAAACGAUGUGAAAUUAGAAUACAAAAUGAGGAAAUAGUUAUGUGAGUUAUAGCAAUGAGGAAAAAUGAUGUAAAAUCAGAGUAAUGAGUGAUGAUGAUGUGAAAUUAUAAAUACGAGGAUAAGGAAAGUGUUUGCUACAUGUAUGUGUAAAACCAGGACUUCCUUUGUGUUGUAACUGAUGCUGGUUCCAGUUGAUAUAAAUUGUAACCAAGAUAUUUUAAAUGAAGCUAAAUAAUUAAAAGCUGAGCUGAGUAAAGAUGUAAAAUUGAUUUGAAAUGGAUUUCCAAUACAGAAUGCAUUCAUAUAUACACUGGUUCAUGAAAAGGGACAUAUUUUGAUUCCACAAUUAUUACAUUAAUUUACAGAACUGCAAAACUGUGUUUGUUUAUAUUAUACACUUGCUAGACUGUUAUAUACAUGUUAUUUGGUGUCUCAAAAAGACAAAACAAAUCCUUAAAGUUUGACUGUGAUACAAUAUUGAACAUUUAACAUUUUCAUAAUACUUAAAACAUGUAAUAUUCUGUAUUGUAUGCUAUUAUUGUAGACUAUUGUAUUUAUAAGUAAGAAUACAAGUGCUGUUUAUAUUGUAGACAUCUGAAAAUGUACAAAUAGCAA
Mya arenaria is the source of this 2539-nucleotide messenger RNA. RefSeq names its product WD repeat-containing protein WRAP73-like. The coding region runs from base 121 to 1482 and encodes 453 amino acids. Gene Ontology annotation, biological process: mitotic sister chromatid segregation; microtubule anchoring at mitotic spindle pole body; protein localization to mitotic spindle pole body. The transcript has 5 exons. The record is from RefSeq and is a predicted model, not a curated record. NCBI's taxonomy places the organism in Eukaryota, Metazoa, Mollusca, Bivalvia, Myida, Myidae. Gene Ontology annotation, molecular function: protein binding. Gene Ontology annotation, cellular component: mitotic spindle; microtubule organizing center; MWP complex.